Gymnogyps californianus (California condor) is the source of this 1452-nucleotide messenger RNA. It is a transcript of the gene TNFRSF25, whose product is annotated as TNF receptor superfamily member 25. NCBI's taxonomy places the organism in Eukaryota, Metazoa, Chordata, Aves, Accipitriformes, Cathartidae. Gene Ontology annotation, biological process: signal transduction. The coding region runs from base 1 to 1452 and encodes 483 amino acids. The record is from RefSeq and is a predicted model, not a curated record. Gene Ontology annotation, cellular component: plasma membrane. Gene Ontology annotation, molecular function: protein binding. The transcript has 7 exons.
AUGAACCCCAGGAAAGUCGACGUUGGCAGUGUUAACCCUCCCGUGCCCGCCUGCCGGCACGGCCCCAGGCUGGCCGUCCCAUGGGCAGCAGCACUGGCACCACCGGCAGCCCGUGCACCCGAGUCCCGAGUCCCCAUCGACACGGUGGGCCCCACGACACGCGUGCCCCGCGGCACCAGCAGGAAGCCGCUUGCUUGGGCGAUCCUGGCAGCGCUGUGGCUGGCAGCGAGUGAAUCACAGCCCCCGGGGUGCCGGGACCGUGCCAUGCCGCGGGGGCAGUGGGUCCUGGCGCGGCUGCCCGCCCGCCCGAGGAGGCAUGCCACCAGACCCCCCUGCCCCGCUGGCAUGAACUGGAUCGAGCAGGCUCACCGGUGCUGUGCCCAGUGUCCCGCAGGGACGUUCCUGCACACCCCCUGCUCGAGCCACGGCAACGACAGCGUCUGCGCCGCCUGUCCCGCCGGCACCUUCCGCGCCCAGCCCAACACCUUCCGCGAGUGCCAGGCUUGCUACGAGUGCGACCGCCAAACUUUCCAGAGCGUGCUGAGCAACUGCUCGGCCACCAGCAACGUCGCCUGCGGCUGCGAGCCGGGCCGCUUCCGCAACUGCCUCGACGAGCACUGCAGCGACUUCUCCUGCCGGCAGUGCCAGCCCUGCACUGGGCGGCUCAUCCAGCGGCCCUGCUCGGAGGCGCAGGACACGCUCUGCGGCAGCUGCAAGCCUGACUUCUACGCCGAGGGCGGCGAGUGCCGGCCAUGCAGCACGAGCGCCCCGGAGAUGUGUGGCAAGGAGUGCCAGCAGGCGUGCGGCGGCAGCGGCGGCCAAGGCUCGGGGCUAGUGUACAUCCUGCUGGCGCUCACAGGGCCCUUCUUCCUGGGCGCCCUCGCCAUCUACCACAAGAGGAAGCGGCGCCGGCACGACGCCCCGGCAGGCGGCCCCCUCCCCGUGGCGCAGGCAGCCACCCCCACGGCUGGGGCUGCGGCCACGCCGUGGUAUCAGGUCAGUGCCUGUGGGUGGGACAGACGGUGCUGGACCCAGCCGUGCUCCCCCCAGCUGACAGAGCAUGCCGCCGGCACGGCGAAGCAGAGCCCCGAGUACGGGGCCUUACUGCGGGAGCAGCCCAGCGGUGCGGCACGGCCGGGCGGCGAGGUGGAGCCCUCUGCUCCCCCGGAGCCCCGCGGCGCCCUGCUGCAGGGCAGCCAGCUCUACGCCGUCAUCGACGCGGUGCCGGUGCGGCGCUGGAAGGAGUUCAUGCGGGUGCUGGAGCUGCGGGAGGCGGAGAUCGAGCUGGUGGAGCUGGAGGUGGCCCACAUCCGCGACCAGCAGUACGAGAUGCUGAAGCGCUGGUGCCAGCAGACCAGCGCCACGCUCGACCGCGUCUUCGCCGCCCUGGAGCGCAUGGAGCUGGCCGGCUGCGCCGAGGCACUGCGCCGGAGCCUGCCGGCGGGCCCCUGA